AUGGCAGAGAAAGAAUCAGCCUUACCGAAGGGCAACAGUGAGAGCGUCGCGCCAAAGAAGAGUCGAUUCAGAAUAUCUCUUGGAAAGAAAAAGAAGAAGGCAGAAAAUGGAGAGACUAGUACAGCAGUCAAUACAGCAGCGGCGGCACAAUCAUCACCAAGGACUUCUCGGAUUUCAUCACUUUCCUCAUCAUUGUCUGCAAUCAUAUCACCGCGACAAUUCAAUAAAUUGCGUCCCACAGUAAUAAGCCAAACAUCAUCAUCUGGCAACAAUCAUGGAUCCACCAUAGCGGCUGCACCAUCACUCAGCGACGAUGACAUUGACGACCAAAGUCACAAGUUUGACUCCUCCUCAUCGAAUGAUGAUGACGAAGCAUCAUCUGAUGGUGAGUCGACAAUGCAUGAUGAGAGCUCGCGAGGCGCAAGACAUACGAGAAGUUCUGGAAUUGCACUCUCGUCUUCCAGUGAUGAUGACGACGAUGAUGAUGAUGAUGAUGACGAUGAUGACGAUGAUGACGACGAAGAAGAAGAAGACAACAACGAUAGGCCUCCGAGACAAAUGCCGCGACGAAGGCCUCCCAAUUACAAGACAAUUGUACCUUCUCGACGAUCUAGCGAUCCUUACAUGGGGGAUAAAAAAGGUCUCAAUCAAUAUGGCGCACAGAGUCGAAGAAUAAGUACCUCCAACAACUUUCAAAUAAGUCACAGUGGUCAAGUUCUUCCAGAGAAUUGGAAUACGAAUUCGCACAAUAAAGGAGGACCAAACUUUGUGGAUUCCGACAAUCUCAAAGACUCAACGUCCAAGCCAGCAAUAAGUGAUAUUACGGAAGAAUAUCGAACUGUUUUGGUGUAUAGAAAGCCAUCCAAGGGAGAAUCCUUACCCAAUUUGAAUGACCACGACGUCAACGACAACAAACAAUUUCAAGGUGUAUGGGCUUCUGAAAUUCCGCAAGUACAGAAUCCAACCGAAGUCUGGCUCUUUCAUAACGAUGACAAACCAAAAGGCUUGGAGGGAUCCACCGCCAGGUAUGGCUUUUGGGCUUUUAAUCCGGAAGCGAACGUGGAAAACGAUGACUUUAGUCCACUCGACUUGUGGGUCUAUCCACCCGGGGCCAUGGUCCCAAGUCGAGUCGAAACGAUGGGUAUCUGGAUGUAUCCACGGCUGUUGGCAGACGCCACCACCAUUGCCGCUGGUAAAGCAGGGUUUAUCAACUUGAUCAAGACUCAAAAGAUUGGCAAACUGGGUGUCGGCGGCAUGUGGAAGGUUCACUAUUCCAAGGAUCAGCCAAUGAGGAUUGAGGAAGGAUCGGCAAUGAUCACAAGCCCAAAGAAAGAACCCAAGGCUAUUUUUCAUGUCAAAGUGCUGACGGGGCGUGGAGACGAAACGAUCACCUUGUUUCCCGUCAAGGCUACUGAUACGGUAUGGGAUGUUCGAGGCAAACUUGCCAAAGCGAACUCGGAUCUCCCCACGGACCAAUCCUUGAUGCUGGACGGCGAAUUGCUAGAAGACGAUGUUCGGUUGGAGGACUACAAUAUCGGCCACAAUACAAUUUUGGAAAUGGAAGGAAUGAAAUUGUACAUUCAAGAUUGGGACAAGCGAUUUUUUGAGAUCCGAGUGGCGCCAGAAGAUACUGUUGCCAUGGUCAAGGAACUAGCAUCGAAUCUCAUCAAUGUGCCGGCCAAAAUGUUACGACUAUCCUUUGAAAAGGCACUUCUCAGCAAAGAAAAUGGCGAAUUGAAGAAAUAUGGCCUUCACCAUUACGCAAGGCUACGGCUCGAGCCGAUUCAUUUGUGCAUUGAAAAGGCCAACCAAAAGGAACAAGUUAGGGUACCCGUCCGACCAGUCGACAGCAUCCAUCAAGUGAAGCAACGGGUAUCCCAGCGUUUGAACAAUCCACUGGAUACUCCUCUUCAUCGAUUAUACUUGCAGGAUGGAACGGAGCUGUUGGAUGGUUUUUACUUGAUGGACUUUGAUGUGGAACAUGGUACGGUAUUGAGGACCGCUGCCUUUCGAAUUACGAUUGUAGAGGAUAAUGGAGAAACCUACUCUUGCGAGGUGGAAGUUCCGGAAGGUGCUACCGUGGGAGACGUCAAGUUUGCCUAUUUGGGACUCACGGGGGUUCCGAUUGCCCAUCAGAAUUUAUAUUUCGACAAGACGGGUCCAUUGGAUUCUUCCAAAAAGUUGGUAGAGUACCAAAUUUCCAGUGGGGCAGUAUUGUCGUUACUCCCGUCGCCGCCAUUUGUAAUAAAAGUGGUAUCCGAAGAAGGCGACACUGCGAAAUUAGUUGUCGAUCAAACAGAUCUGCUAGAAGACUUGAUGGAGCAAGUGGCCAACGAGUUGGGUAUUCCUGCUACGAAACAGGUUCUACGGUUCCGAAAGCGACGGCUAAAGGGGGGACUAUCUUUGGCGGAAUAUGGGCUCAAGGAUGGAUCUACCAUUGAAGCAUUUAGGGUGAAGAUUUUGUCGUGA
Molecule: messenger RNA, 2469 nt
Organism: Cylindrotheca closterium
Lineage: Eukaryota; Bacillariophyta; Bacillariophyceae; Bacillariales; Bacillariaceae
Source: the annotation of a GenBank genome assembly